Molecule: messenger RNA, 5740 nt
Organism: Owenia fusiformis
Lineage: Eukaryota; Metazoa; Annelida; Polychaeta; Sabellida; Oweniidae
Source: the annotation of a GenBank genome assembly
UUUUAAUAUCAGAACCCCUAAUGGGAAAGUUCAUUUUUCAUAUUAUUCCGCAGCCGUAUUGCACCUAAAUAAACUCACUUCCGUGUGGAAAAGUAAGACCGUGACAUCAAAUGUGUCUCAAUUUAUAGGUAGUUUUUCGCACCGUUGACGACUAUCCCCGGCAGUGAAACACUUCAACUACCCCACCUGCGCAAUGUUCAGGUUGUACCUGGGUCGACUGGACCGGGAGGUGACGGAAGAAAGGCUCGGCAACUUGUUCAGCGAGCACGGUCUCAGCUGCUCAAAUAUUCUUGUGAAAAGAGGGUACGCUUUCGUGGACUGUCCUGACCAAGAGACGUUAGAGUUAGCGGUGAAAGAGCUAAACGGAACUGAACUGAUGGGUAGUGUAAUGCAGGUAGAGCCAUCAAACUCAAAAAGAAGACGCAGUAACAAAAUCUCUAUCAAGAAUGUACCAACUCUGGUGACCAAAGACGAUCUUGAGAGGUUGGUGUCGGCAUUUGGAGCAAUUGAGAGAUGUGACUUUGUGCCUGGCGAAAUGGAAAACUGUGUAAACGUCACAUAUGAGUCUCCAGAGCAAGCACAACAAGCUGUGGAGGAGUUGAAUGAUUAUCAGUAUCAGGGUGCUUCACUGAAGGUCGAGUUUGUGCAAAAUGGCCGCAUGCAAAAUGGCCGUCAACGUCGUCCAGGCAAUGGCAACAACCGGGCCAAUGACUAUCCUCUGCGAAUAAAUGUACCUAGUGACAUGGUGGGAGCCAUCAUUGGGCGUGGGGGACAGACCAUUGGUAAAAUCACAAAGCAAUCAAGAGCAAGGGUGGAUGUACACCGAAAGGAAAACACAGGCUCUAAGGAAAAGGGUAUUUCCAUAUAUGGUAAUCCUGAGAAUUGUUCAAAUGCUUGCAAAGAGAUCAUUAAAGUGAUCCAAGAAGAAAUUGUCAAACAGCAGAAUCUUAUAGAACCUCCAAAGGAAGUUGAACUGAAGAUGCUUGGGGAAGACCCCUACUGUGGCAGACUUAUCGGCAAAGAUGGCAAACACAUCAAUGCUGUGCGAAAAGAGACUGAUACAAAAGUGGCCGUCUCUAACUACCAGGAUCUGACCAGCUCUUUCCCAGACAGACAGAUUAUUAUUAGAGGAGAAUUAGACAAUGUUAUUCAGGCAGAGGCUAAAAUCAGUGAAAAACUCAGGGACUGCUUCAGCAAUGAUUUACAGGCUCAAGGGUUCUUUGCCAUGCAGCCACGUGGUAUGUUCCAGCCUGCUCCAGGGGUCUCUCCCCUUGCAAUGAUGGGUGGCAGUGUAUAUGGUAUGCGAGGAGGCCAGUAUGGACUUAUGGGACGGGGUUUCUACCCACAGAUGGCACAACAACAACAUCGUCAACAACAACAACAACAACUGCCCCAGGGGCAAGAUCAAGUCCCACAUGGGCAGGUCACUCCCCCAGUGCAGCCACGCCCUGAGCCUGACACCAGGGUGGAGGUGAUCAUACCAGGGACUAGUGCAGGGGCACUUAUUGGCACGGGUGGAUCCAACAUUAAGCAAAUUAUCAGGGAUUCCAAUGCCCAUGUCACGAUUGACCCUAAAAAGGAUGAUGAUCCUACUGGGGACAGGACAGUCACCAUUAGAGGAACCCCUGAGGCACAGUGGAGGGCUAGCUAUUUCGUUCAUGAUAAGCUUCGAACUGAAGGAUUUGCUGGAAUGGAAGAUGUCCGCCUAAAAACAAAAAUCCUGGUGCCCAAAGACAAAGUUGGUUACGUGAUUGGCAAGCGCGGACGUAAUGUACGUGAUGUCCAACGCAUGACUGGUGCCAUGGUACGUCUGCCUGAGAUUGAGACUCCAGAUGGUGAGGGUGGUGAGAGCACACCCCCUGUAGACGAUGGCAGCAAUGAUGCGGUUGUAGAGCUUUUCGGAAACUUCCAGGCAACUCAGCAUGCCAUUGGACGUGUACGUGCUCUAGCAAUGCGGCAGCCUGGAGGACCUGGAAUGGGUCCUGGCCCAAUGAUGGGGAAUCCUCGCCGUCCUGGUGUCCCCCCUCAAGCACGUAAUGGAGGGGGCAUCAAGUCAUCUCAAUAGUUGAGCCAACAUACAACCCAAGUACCUCUACACCAUACCAAAGAUGGUACUCAUUCAAGUCAAUUACAGUGUAUACUUUAGAAUGUAUCUUAGUUUCCUCAAGUUUUAGCUUCCCACAUUUACUCGGCAUAUUGACGAGGAUUUGCUCGACGUUUUGACGAGGAGUAGUGAACAAAGGCAUCAAAUUGUUGGCCUCCAGAUAUAAGCGCCAGACUGGACUAAGCGAUCAACCAAGGAGUUUCCAGUCGAGAUAAAAGACAAUGUCAGAGAAAAUGUUGUCACACUGAUGUUGGAUAUUCAAUGAUAUUAAAAUUGGGGAAAUAAUCCACAUGAUUAGACUGGAUGAUUUCCCCCACUUCUGGUGACAUCUAUUUUCUGUGAUAUUGUCUGUCUGGAGGAUUUGUAUUAAAACUUUUAUAUUUAUAUAUAUAAAAGAUGUAAAAACGUAAAAAAGAGAGGAAUUAUUGAGUUGAAUCAAUUUUUUAGAGACAGGCCGGUGUUGACAUUGCAUUAUACUAUGGCCGGAGUUUUUGUAAUAUCAAAGUAUAAAGUUUAUUUUUGAUACUUGUUGAAAGAAACUUUUUUGUUAGUAUUUUUAUGAGAUGUGAAUGAGCGGCGUUUUUUUGACGUUCGUUUGUUAGUAUACCAAAACUAUCUGAACAAUGUAUACAGUAUACAAUUGGCAGUGUACUAGUAGGAGCUGACUGCCACUUCUACCGGGUAUAUACGACAUACGAAAUAGCCGCCUCUGGUGUACGCUUGACGAUAACCUAGCACUUAACUGCCACCUAUCUGUCAAAUGUAGCAGUGGUUCUAACUAGAACUGGGCUGGACACAUCAAUGUGUAAAACAAGGUUUCCUUUCCACAAGUAUUCUAUGUAUUGUAACGAUGAUGCUUUCUUUUAGAGUAGCCGUGAUGCGGCGAUUGAUUGACCAAUUGGGUCGGAGAUAAGGUCCAUGUGACCAUAUAUGGAAAUGCCAGUAGGUGACCAAGCUGGGGCCUACUUGCAUACAUUUUGAUGCCUUUUUGCACAGAUACAUGUAUAUCUAAUCUAAGUAUACUAUUGUAUCUAAUGGCUACAACUGAAUAAUAUGGGGAGUUCGCAAACCUCACUGUUAGAUAGUUCUAUUAUAGUAGACAUAACCCCCAAAACAUAGAGCAAAUGUUCAUUGUCACUAUUUGUAGUUCGCGUUUACCAAUGGUAUUUUUUGGUUCUAUUAAUUUAGUGAUUUGUGUAUUAUUAAAGACUUAAUAUAAUGAUUCAUCCAUAACUCUUACAACUGAGAAGUCUGAAGACAUAGUGAGUUUGGUUCCACACAGCUUUAAACGAAAGGACUGUGCAGACCUCGAUGUAGACACUUCACAGAGAGUUGUGUGUUAAGUUCAGUGUUUAAAAUUGUUCAAAUACAGGUCAGUUUUUCAAAAUAUUCAAGCACACAAUGAUAUUUUAAGGUGUUGUACAAGGUUUCUUUGAAUGAUCUUGACAUUUCUUGGGCUUCUAUAAUUUGAGAUACUGCCCUUGUGCUAUUCUGAAAGUUACAGUACAAGUUAAAACUAACAGACCUAAUGCGUAAAAUCAAUGUUUGCACUCAGGCACUACAUGAUGGCUCCUUUCAGUCAAAUGGACUUUGUGUUGAUGUAACAAAAAGGGGACACCAUUGUGAAGUUGAGUGUUGCCUGUUAAUUUUGAGUUGUACUGUAGUCUGUGUUAGAUGUUCUGCAUGCUCAGCGACUCCCCCUCCAAUAAUGUAUAUAGACUAGGUGUUAGGAUGGCGGUUCUCUGAGAGAAAGUGCGUCAAAUGAGCCAAGAACUGAAAACAAAAAAACAUGUAACACAAAUAAAGCUAUAGGUUCACGUUUUUAUGUAAAUAUUGUUUGGAGACAUGUACAUAAAGCGUUGAAUCUAAGCUCCCAUUAAGAUUCUGUACGAUCAGUUUGUUAACAGAAAUUAACAUGAAUGUAAUGCUAAAACAAGGUUAAUCCAUAAAUUGUUUUUCUCCCAACUUUGCUGUUCAUCACAUAUCUUUUCUUGAAAUUAUAGACAGGCAAUUGUGAUACGUGUCACAGCUUAUUGUAUGAUAUAUAAAUACUACCAAGUGUGUUCAUGGAUUAUGUAUCACAAUUGUCUCUCUGCAGACCCUAAUAAUGAAGAUUAUGAUAAUCUGAAGAGCUGAAUUGCUGAAGGUUUUCAGUUCAUAUAUUUUAAGAAAACAUCUAUCUUCUCUCACAAAUACGGAAUAGAUCGAUUUGCAAAAUUUCGUGAAUCCACAAGGUCUUGAUAAAAUUAGAUAUACUAUCCCUUCUAAUUUGGAAUAUAAAAUACCUGUGUACAGUAUACUUGUGUUAUCAAGACUCUGUGAAACCAUUCCCCAUGGGAUGAUAAGCCAUUGUUUUACCCUAUUUGCCAUAUACACAAACUAUACCAAGGUUAAAUAAAGGCUUAUAAUCCUAAAGGGUCAGUUCUUCAGACUCUUCAGAAUUCCUACCUACCUCCUGAUGAUCACUAUACAUAUUUGUACCUCAUUGGGCCUCUUUGCAAUAGUAGAAACUAAAAUGCUUGUGGUUUCUUUUAGUUGGAGAGUAAUUUGUGUUUAUUUUGUUAGAGGAAUUUUAAGGCAGUUCAUGAACUGUUUUUUUUUUAUAUAAGAUGUAAUUUUGUUGUGCAUAAAUGCUGCACUUUUGUUGUUAAUCUUGUGAUCAUAACAAUGAAAUGUUAGUGAUAGAUCACUGUGUUGAUUAAAAUGAUAUUUUAAUGAAUGAAUUUUCAAUGUAAGACAUGCUAUGUGAUAGUAUGUGAUUCAGUUGAAUUUGUGUAGAUAGAAACUGGGGAUGCCCUGACAUGAUUCUACUACCUCACAGGGAGGGGGUGUGGUAUUCUAGCUAUUCUAUUUAGUCAACAUCCUCCCUCCCCACUGUAAAUGUAGUGUUGAGGGUAUCCAUGAUAAACUGAUCAGGUCUUGGCUCAUUUCAAAGUAAAAGACACAAGUGUGCUGUACAUGUUUUCAACUAAUGUUCCCUACUCUUAGGCAUUAUAGCUAAACAACUGAAUAAUAAAUGCAUAGCUAAUUGAUUAAAACAUUAAAAUGUAGACAAUUUGUUUUCUUUUCCCAACUGGAAAAUGCCACCCGUGCAUGGGUAUUAACUCGACCGAAUUGUGCUCAGAAAUAUAUCAGGUGGGUUUCUAGCCAUGCAUAGGUCUUGAAUUACAUAAGAUGUAACACAUUGUAAAGCAGCUUCAUGUUAUGUGAUCCCUUUAACGACAUCCCUUUAACAUUAUAUCUGUUGAAGGUUACAUAAUCUUUUAAUGAGUAGAAUAACUAAAAACUAGAUUUUGUAGAUAUAUUCGAAAAAUGAUCACAAAAUAUGAGUUGCAAGUUCUUGAAAAAAGUUCAUUCUUUCACUUAACUGUUUAAGAAAAUGGAUAAUAUUCUGAAUAUUAAUCGGUUGAGUGAUUGCCUGAUGUUUGUAAAAAGUAGUGCAUUUUCCAGAUUUGACUGUUGGUGUAUUGCUGCAUGUCUGUAUUACUGUAUUACUUAGAUUGGUAGCAAAAUGGAGCACUCUCCAUCCGACCCACCGGAGGCACAACAAGCGUACAUGAUACUGUACUGGGUGAAUGUUACAUUCAACCCACUCACUCCUUUUCUACCGUCAAUAAAUUAUUCUAGUUAAGAAAA